CCAGUCAGUUCAGUACUUGGGACGAGCACACUGCCCGCAGCCAUGAACACCGUCUUCCUGUUUUUCGCACUAGUCGCUGGCAUCUUUGCCCAAGAAAAGCCUGGAGCUGUACUCAGACUCAACCAAGAGGCUCUUGAUUAUGGUUCAAGGAUCGCUCCAGACGUUCUUCGUAAGGUACUCAACAAAGCAUCUUUCGAGAAUCUAGAGGACAAAGAGGGCCCAGUCAGCUACAAGUUUAGCAAGAUCUCAUUGGAACAGUCUGAGAUUGAGAGCGCCAACUUCAGCUUCGAUCCAAGCAUCAAUGGUAUUCGUGCCAGCAUUCAGAGACUCAGUGCAUUCGUUAGGCUGGACUAUGAAUCAUCCAUCGAUAUGUCCAUCACCAAGAUGGAACACAGCGGAAGUGUUGACAUUUCCCUUCAGGAUGUAGAUGUGGACCUGAAAGUUGCCGUUGAGGCUGACUCAGAUCGUCGUGCCAAGCCCAAAACUUUGGAAUGCAAAGCCAGCAUCAAGGACAGUGAAUUCAACUUCUCCUCCAUUGUUGUCCACUGGAUGUACUCAACCAUGUCCAAAGUUCUGCCAAACAAAGUCCGUGAAUGGACCGAGGAAAGGCUUUGCCGUGUGAUCACAGACUACAUUGACAACAAAAUGCCUGAAACCAUUAAAGAAGUCAAACUGUCUGCUGAAAUGGACGAGUUCAAGGUUGACUACAGCCCUGUUUCUAAAGUCAGCGUUUCUCAGCAAUCCCUCGAAGCCAGACACAGGGGUGAAGUUUCAUGGAAAUCCGACGGUACCCCAAGCAGCCAGAAGCCAGAUGACCUCCCCAGAGAAGACCAGGAUGACGAGGACAAAAUGUUCAACCUCUGGCUGGAUGAGUUUGUCGCCAAGACCUUCGCUGAGUCUGCUCACAGCCACGACUAUCUUAAAGCCAGAAUUGCCGAAGACACAAUCUCAGAGGAAGACCAGAAAGAGAAACUACGUUUAUCCUACGUUAGCAGCCUCAUCCCCGAGCUCAGCUCCAACAGCGCUGGCUCCGUCCAAGCUGAGGUCAGCUCUAGCAAAGUGCCAGAUGUUGAGAUCUCCGAAGAGGGUGUCAGAGUUCAACUCCAUGGAGAUGUCCUUGUUUCUACUCGCAGCGGCUCUAACUCUGAGCAACAGUUCAAACUGAAGACAACUGUGAAACUCCUGGCCAAGGCCCACAUUGAGAAGAAUCGUCUUAUUCCAGACCUCCUCAGCUACGAUGUCGAAACUAGUGAAUUGACUGCAAUCAAAAUUAAUCCCAAGGAGGCUGAUGCUUUCAAAUUCACUCACAUGGUCGUCAGAGAAAUCGCCGUGAAACAGAUUGAAAAGGUUCUGAGGAAGGGAUUGCCUCUGAUGUCCCUUGAGGAUCUUUCACUGCUCGAUCCAACCGUCAGAUUCACCAAUGGAUCCAUGCACUUGGCCACUGACGUCCAGUACAAGGAGUACUCUUAACUUCACACACAGCAAGACUCUCAGAGGAACAUUACUUCAAGACCUAAUGUAGAGCGGCAAAGUGUCCACACAAUGACUACAAUGACCAGUCCACCAAGUAACGAAACGAUGCAUUGAAGUAAUAAAUAAACAGGAAACUGAACACUU
Messenger RNA from Biomphalaria glabrata, 1617 nucleotides. RefSeq lists its product as uncharacterized. Gene Ontology annotation, molecular function: lipid binding. The record is from RefSeq and is marked provisional. Lineage: Eukaryota; Metazoa; Mollusca; Gastropoda; Planorbidae.